Molecule: messenger RNA, 2622 nt
Organism: Dermatophagoides pteronyssinus (European house dust mite)
Lineage: Eukaryota; Metazoa; Arthropoda; Arachnida; Sarcoptiformes; Pyroglyphidae
Product: glycogen phosphorylase 1-like
Source: RefSeq, a predicted model, not a curated record
AUGAGUGGAUCUAGUCUGAAAGUUCAACAUAUAGGAAACACAUUUGGAUUUGCAGCUAGCUCACUUGCUUUUGAAUUAGUUGAUGAACUUCAACAUAUUGAUGUAAAUAAAAUUUAUCAAGAAUUAUCAUGUAAAGAUGGUUCUCUUGCUUCAUUUCCAAAAGGAGAAAACGAUGUAAGUCAAGCAAAAUAUAAUUUAGGAAGAAAUGAGUCAACUUUAAAUUCUGAUAGCAUGUAUCAGGCAGCUUCGUAUACAAUACGUAGUUAUUUAUUAGAUAAAAUGAAUAAAACAAAAAAGAAGUAUCGUGAACAGUCCGUUAAAAGAUGUUAUUAUCUCUCGAUGGAAUUUUUGAUGGGAAGAGCCAUGCAAAAUGCUAUUGUAAAUAUUGAUUGCGAAGAAUCUUUUAGAAAAGCUUUAUUGGAUCUAGGAUAUGAACUAGAAGAUUUGUAUGAACUAGAAUGUGAUGCUGGACUCGGUAAUGGCGGUUUAGGAAGAUUAGCCGCAUGUUUUUUAGAUUCUUUUUCAACGUUGAAUUUGCCUGUAUGGGGAUAUGGUAUUCGAUUUCAAUAUGGUAUAUUUCAACAGAAAAUUGAAAACGGUUGGCAAAAAGAAUAUCCAGAUUAUUGGCUGCAACGCGGGUAUCCGUGGGAAAUAUAUCGUCCCGACGUAUCCUAUCUAGUCCAAUUUGGAGGUAAGGUUGAGCGAUAUUUUGAUUCUAACAAUAUUCAAAAAAGUAGAUGGGUUGAAGGCAAAAUGGUAAAAGCAAUUGCCUACGACAAUCCUAUUCCAGGAUAUAAAACUGAAACUUGUAAUAAUUUGCGUCUAUGGCGAUGUGUUCCGCUAAAUGAAUUUGAUUUCGACGCAUUUGAUAAUGCAGAUUAUUUCGGAGCUAAAAAAGAAAAGGACGAAGCAGAAGCUAUUAGUAGUGUCCUUUAUCCAAAUGAUAAUGACUAUCAAGGAAAACUGUUAAGAUUAAAACAAGAAUAUUUUUUUGUUUCAGCUAGUUUACAAGAUGCUCUUAGACGGUUUAAGAAAAAUUUUGGAACUGAUUGGAAUAAAUUACCGAGUAAAGUCGUAUUUCAGUUAAAUGAUACGCAUCCUGCUAUUGCACCAAUUGAAUUGAUGCGAUUACUGAUUGAUAGUGAAGACUUAUCUUGGGAGCAAACAAAAUCAUUGUUUUCGAAAUGUUUUGCUUAUACUAAUCAUACUGUUUUACCUGAAGCCUUAGAAAACUGGGAUAUCGAUUUAUUUAAAGAAUUGUUACCAAGACAUUUGGAAAUUAUAAAUCAAUUAAACCACGAAAUGUUGGAAGGAAUUAAACUCGUUUUUGGAAAUGAUUGCAAUGAUUUGUUGAAGAAAAUCAGUGUUUUUGAAGAAAAAAACGGAAAGUUUCUCUGUAUGGCUCGUUUAGCUGUUAUUGGAUGUUUUAAAGUAAAUGGAGUAGCGGCGUUGCAUAGUCAACUAGUCAAAGAUUUAAUUUUUCCAGAAUUUGUUUCGUACUAUAAUAAAAUUAAUUUGCAGAACAAAUUCAUUAACAUAACUAAUGGAGUGACUCCACGAAGAUGGAUACACAAUGCUAACCGGAGCUUAAGUGAAUUGUAUACCAAAACUCUAGGUUCAGAAAACUGGCUGACAAAUCUAGACCUUUUGAAAAAGUUGAACAAAUUCAAAACGAACGCAGACUUUAUAAGCAGCUUCAAAAAGAUAAAAUUCGAAAACAAACUUAGGUUUGCUAAAUGGCUGAAAUUCACCUACAAUAUUACUAUUAAUCCAAAUAUGUUGUUAGAUGUUCAAGUUAAAAGAAUCCAUGAAUAUAAACGUCAGCAACUUAAUAUAUUUUAUUUAAUUCACAGAUAUUUAGAAAUCAAGAGUAUGACACCGCAGGAGCGCAUGAAAUUGAUUCCGAGGUGUUCUAUAAUUGGGGGUAAAGCUGCGCCUGGUUACUAUGCAGCCAAAACAAUAAUCAAGUUGAUAACAAGUUUUUCUGAGCUUGUAAACAAUGAUCCAGACGUAAAUAGUUAUGUGCAAGUUUACUUUUUGCCUAACUACAACGUGACUAGUGCUUCUCUGAUUAUCCCUGCUUCUGAUAUAAACCAGCAAAUUUCUACUGCUGGAAUGGAAGCUAGUGGAACUGGUAACAUGAAAUUUGUCAUGAACGGAAGUUUAAUUGUUGGCACUAUGGACGGUGCAACAGUUGAAAUCGUCGAGCAGUGCGGAGAAGACACAGCAUUUAUUUUUGGAGCGUUUGAGCAUGAAGUUGCAAAUAUUCGUCAAAAUCAAACCAAUGGACUUUACAAUAUAGAUUUCCGACUAAAACGUGUUUUUGAUUGGAUUAACGAAGGACACUUAGGACAAAACGACGAAGAAACUAAUAAGAGACUAAAUGAUUUUGUUAAUUCUCAUUAUCGCCGCAAUGGCACCAGGUGUGCUGACUAUUUCUUGUUAAGUAACGACUUUGGAAGUUAUAUUGAUGCUCAAAAUAGAGUAGACGAAACGUAUAAAGACGAAGCUAAGUGGUGGGAAAAGUCCAUCAAUGCAGCAACUUCUAUGGGCUUCUUUUCUACCGAUCGAACAAUCAAAGAUUAUUCCGAAUUAAUUUGGCAAGUUGAACCAUGUUUGUGA